AUGGGACAAUCUGCAAGUGGAAAUGAGUCCAAUAGCCUUCAAGUAAGACUAAGUAAGAAGCAAAUAGCCGACUUAUUCUAUACCAGAAGUGUGCUUCUCUUGAAACCAACGGAGAUUGCUUUUAUUAAAUCCAUAUGCAAUAAGACAGGAGAGGAGCAAAACAAUGAAUUGGUGACCAUAGACGAUGUUUGUGAGUUCUUUUUUCAUGGAGCGAAAUUUGAGCAAGGAGGCAGUAAUGGUAGUGGUAGUAAAGAAACGUUUAGACAGGCAGUAGUUACAUUGAUGAGAGCAAUGAAACUCAUUGGGCAAUUCCCAUUUUUGAAAGCAAAUGAGGACAAUGAGUUUCUCGAUGUGUUGAACUUGAGAGAGCUUGUUAUUUCAAUAAUCUUCUUAAGCGGUCGUUACAAGAAGAUUUGGAAAGGGGGUUACGAUUUUGUAAAACUUUGGUAUAUUGCAUUAUCUUGGAAAGCCUCACCAAUAUCGUCUCAAACUCAAGAUGAUGAACAACAAUUUGUCGUAGACUUAAUACAACCAUUUGAGGCAGAUGACGACAUAGAAUUGAAAUCAAGAAAAGUCAACUGGGAAGCAUUUGAAGUAGUGAGAACCUACAAUGGAGUUGUUGUACAAGACUUGAAAUUAAAUGUUAAAAACUUGCAAGGUAUAGUGACAUUACUCCUAAUAGAGGAGUCCGUUUUGAAGCAAAAACACGAAAUUGCACAUGAGCAAUUCUUACAAUAUUUGGCAAUGUGGAAGGAAUACAAUACGUAUUCCCUAUGUCUUUUGAGAUAUUUUGAUAUCUCUUUACACGCAACAAAAAAGUCGCAAGAAGAAGGUGAAGAUGGUAAUGAAGAAGAAGGAGAAGAAGGAAAAGAACAGCAUGUAAUUACGUAUGAUGAUUUUUCAACUUGGAUUUCAAGACUAAUGUCUGGAUUUUUCGAGACCAAUUUGCAAACAAUAAUAGAUAGAAUUUGCAGUAACAGCUCAACUGGAAAUAAGAAUGAAAAGGAGAGUGCACAUCCCAAGUUUUCCAACUCGAAUAUGGUGACAAUACCGUUCUUGGCGUAUCUUUCUUGCAUAUUGCGCGGAAGCACAAGCAGUUUGAAGGUGACAAGUCAAAAUAUAGUUAAACUUUAUGCCGGCCUGGAGUCUGGCUUUUCAAUACGUUCUUUGGAGACUAAGAUUUUCAAGUGGCAGGCACCUACUUUAUUCGUAGUGAGUGGACGCAGAAUUAAGCAAAAAACAGAGCGAACAAAUCGUAGAUAUCAACAAUUCAAUGUUCUGUUUCCACGUUAUUUUUUGAAACUGGAAAGCGCUUUAAAACCAUGGCAGAGUGAGAACGAUAGAAUCACCUAUUGUGUAGUAGUCAACCAGCCAUGGCAACAUUCAAAUAAAAAGAAUUUUGGCGACGAGAAAUCUCUUAUUGUUUCGGUACAGCCUAGAGCAGAUUAUUUCAAAAGUGUGCAUAGCAACAUACUAAAGGGCCAGCUGAUAUAUUUUAACACACUUGGGAUGGGAAUAGGCUUUGGAAAUUCCCAACCUGUUAACAAAACGAAUAAUCAGAGAUAUUAUCCCGGCAACGUUUCUUUGACUAUUGAGGCUAACUUGGAAUUUGCAGUAUUUCGACAUUUGGGAAAUCUGCAUACCAAUGCAACAAAUUACUUUCAAAAAUCGGUUCAAAGUAAAUUAGAAAUGGAAAAUUACGAAGAUCGCUUUGCAAUUACUGAUUUGGAAGUAUGGGGUAUUGGGUCGAAGAAAGAACUAGACGAGCAGCAGCGACAAUGGAAGUGGGAACAAGAACAAGCAGAGGCUAGACAAAGUGUUAAUCUACGGAGCAUGGGAGAAGAAAGAGCAUUUAUGGAGAUGGUAGGAUUAGUAGGGAACCAUGGUAGUGGUGGUUCUAUAUAA
Lodderomyces oxycetoniae is the source of this 1905-nucleotide messenger RNA. Its product is annotated as TLD domain-containing protein. The record is from RefSeq and is a predicted model, not a curated record. Lineage: Eukaryota; Fungi; Ascomycota; Pichiomycetes; Serinales; Debaryomycetaceae. The coding region runs from base 1 to 1905 and encodes 634 amino acids. The transcript has a single exon.